Molecule: messenger RNA, 837 nt
Organism: Metarhizium album ARSEF 1941
Lineage: Eukaryota; Fungi; Ascomycota; Sordariomycetes; Hypocreales; Clavicipitaceae
Exons: 2
Coding region: 1-837 (278 amino acids)
Cellular component (GO): mitochondrion
Source: RefSeq, a predicted model, not a curated record
AUGAAGGUCCCCGACGAGGCCGCCGCACCACGCUGGAACACGAAAGACCUGGCGUGGAGACUGGCCGCCGACGCCGCCGGCGCCGCCUGCGCCGGUGUCCUGGUCGCGCCGCUCAUCUCCAUGAUUGACCGGUCCAUCAUGGAACACGCCUCGGGGCGCAGCUCCCUCGUCGACUCGAUCCGCGCCUCCGCCCGGGCCCUGACGCUGCGACCUGCCGCCGCGCUCCUCUCGCGCCCCUGCGCCCUCGUCUUCGCGCUCUACGGCGGCACGUACCUGACGGCCAACGCGCUCGACACGGCCGCCUCGACCGUCAACGACACGCCCGCGGCGACCACGUCCUCCGGCGCGGCCAAGUUCGCCGCCUCGUCCGCCGCCAACGUCGGCCUGUGCAUGUACAAGGACCGCUCGUUCGUCCGCAUGUUCGGCCCCGUCGGCGCCGCGCCCCGCGCCGUCCCGCUGCCCUCGUACGCCCUCUUCACCCUGCGCGACUGCCUGACCGUCUUCGCCUCCUUCAACAUCCCGCCCCUGCUGGCGCCGCUCAUCGACCCCCGCCUGUCCGCGCCGCUGAGGAGGUGGGCGUCGGGCCAGACCGCCGCGCAGUUCGUCGCCCCCGCCGCGGUGCAGCUCCUCUCCACGCCCCUGCACCUCCUCGGCUUGGAUCUGUACAAUCGCCCGGCUCGGUCCGCGGCCGUUUCUUGGCGCGACCGCUUCGAGCUCGUUCGGUCCAACUGGCUUAUAAGUUCCGCCGCCAGAGUCUGCCGCAUUCUUCCCGCUUUCGGCGUCGGGGGAGUGGUCAACUUCAAGGUCCGGCAAAGCCUGAUGGCAAGCCUGGACUGA